Molecule: messenger RNA, 3416 nt
Organism: Varanus komodoensis (Komodo dragon)
Lineage: Eukaryota; Metazoa; Chordata; Lepidosauria; Squamata; Varanidae
Product: acyl-coenzyme A synthetase ACSM4, mitochondrial-like
Exons: 14
Coding region: 356-2104 (582 amino acids)
Biological process (GO): fatty acid biosynthetic process; acyl-CoA metabolic process
Cellular component (GO): mitochondrial matrix
Molecular function (GO): fatty acid ligase activity; fatty-acyl-CoA synthase activity
Source: RefSeq, a predicted model, not a curated record
UUAUCCUUACAACAACCCUGUGAGGUAUGCAAGGCUGAGAGUCAGUGGCUGGCUCAAAGCCAUCCAGGGAGAGCCAGACACGAGUACGGACUGCAACAUCAGUGAAAUAUCAGUAGAAGAUAAACUGGCCAAAGGAAUACAUUUCUAGAAGAAGUUCAUUCUGGGGGUUAUGGAUAAAAAGUUAAUGAUUAAUUUGUCCUUGGAAUAUUGCCCAUCCGGUUUUCUUUAACUCCAGUGGAUUUCCUUUGGAUACGUCCUCUACUCUCUGGAUCGUGGGACCUUCUGUUUCAUUCGCAGAUGGAGACUCCAGAGGCCUAACUGGACCAGCGUUGUGGGAAGAUUUCUUUUUUCCACCAUGAGAGCUUUACUGAAAUCACAGAUUCUCAAAUCCGUCUGGCAAUUUGGACAGCCUGAACAAUCAUUCCAUCGCUCUCACCGGCUCCUUUACUCUCCCAUAUUCAAGCAAUACGAAGCUGUCAGCCGUGGGGAGCAGCCACUACCUGAGUAUUUUAACUUUGCAAAGGAUGUAUUAGACAAAUGGUCACAAAUUGAAAAGGAUGGAAAGAAAGCUUUCAAUCCAGCACUCUGGUGGAUAAAUGGAAGAGGAGGUGAAGUGAGGUGGAGCUUUGAGGAGCUGGGUAUCCGGUCCAGAAAAGUAGCAAAUCUUCUCUUGGACCAAUGUGCCCUACGUCGGGGAGACCGGAUACUGGUUGUUCUACCCCGCAUCCCUGAAUGGUGGCUGUUGACUGUGGCUUGCAUAAGGACAGGAAUCAUUCUUAUCCCUGGAAUAUCCCAGCUGACAGCUAAAGAUAUGCAGUACCGACUCCAGGCUUCCAAGGCCAAAUGUAUUGUCACCACCGAUGCUUUAGCGCCUGCAGUGGAUUCCAUUGCCAAUGAAUGUCCCUUCCUGCAAACCAAACUACUGGUAUCUUCAGGGGAAGGCGAGAGAGAUGGAUGGCUGAGCUUCAACGCACUGUUCAAAGAUGCAGCUGCCAGCCACAGCUGUGCGGAAACAAAGCUCCAUGACCCAAUGAUGAUUUACUUCACCAGUGGAACUUCGGGCGCUCCGAAAAUGGCUGAGCUUUCCCAAGGCAGUCUUGGCUUCCGGUCGAUUCUUGGCAAGAGGCUCUGGUUGGACCUAACCCCUUCAGACAUUAUGUGGUCCACUGUGGACACAGGCUGGAUUGUGGCUGCCCUGGGAACGGUUUUUGGUCCCUGGGUGUUUGGAUCAUGCAUCUUUAUACAUAACCUGGAACAAGUGCAGUCAGCGACUAUCCUAAAUACUCUCUCCCGAUUUCCCAUCACCACUUUCCUGAGUGUUCCAACCAUGUACCGCAUGUUGGUGAAGGACGAUCUCACCAGUUAUAAAUUCCUGAGUCUGCAGCACUGCAUCAGUGGAGGGGAACCUCUGAAUCCGGAAGUGGCGGAGCAAUGGAAGAACAAGACGGGCCUGGCCAUCCACGAAGUAUAUGGACAGACAGAAGCAGGUAUUAUUUGUUCGACGAGCAAACAGAUGAAGGUUAAGCCAGGCUCAAUGGGAAAGGCAUUUCCACCAUAUGAUGUUCAGAUCAUAGAUGAAGAGGGAAACAUUCUACCUCCUGGGCAAGACGGCGAAAUAGCAAUCAGAGUGAAGCCCAAAAGGCCACUGGGCCUUUUCUCCCGCUAUGUAGAUAACCCAGAGAAAACAGCUGCGACAGAACGAGGAGAGUUUUAUGUUACGGGGGACAGAGGAGUGAUGGAUCAAGACAGAUACAUACGCUUUGUUGGACGGGCAGAUGACCUCAUGACGUCUUCAGGGUAUCGCAUAGGACCGUUCGAUAUAGAGAAUGCCCUUCUGGAGCAUCCCGCAGUUGCAGAAGCGGCUGCCGUCAGCAGCCCCGAUGCCCUCAGAGGAGAGGUAGUGAAGGCAUUUGUGGUCUUGUCUCCAACCUAUACCUUAAAAAACAAGGAGGACUUAACCGUUGAGCUGCAGGAACAUGUCAAGAAAGUGACUGCCCCAUACAAAUAUCCCAGGAAGAUGGAGUUCGUCCAGCAGCUCCCCAAGACAACCACAGGGAAAAUCAAAAGGAACGAACUGAGGGACAGAGAAUGGGGGCGAAUCUAACACAGCGGAGACUUUGCAUGACCACCAGCCUGGUUAACUCUGCAGACAUCCUUCAAGGUCUGCUGAUAUCAGGAUGACCUAUUUCUGGGUUGGACUUCAAACAUUCAAAAGAGAUUAUACAUUAAAAGGAAGGACAGAGGGCAGGGAGGUUGCUUCAUGCUGAGCAGGCACUGGGAGGAGAACUGGGUGGAUGUCCAAGCUGGCGCUCCACGGCUGUGUUCCACUGUGGCAAGAGAGGUCCCAGGAGACUAGGAGUCUCUCCACAAUGCAAGAGCCAGUGUGGCACAGGAGUGAGGCGUGCUGGCCUGCAGCUCAGGAGGCCUCGUUUCUCAUCCCUGUGGAGCUGAGUGGCUUUGGAUUGGACACUGAACCUCAGCCUCAGGGUUGUGUGCAGGUAAAAUGGAGACGAGGCAGAUCACGUAUGCCACCUUGGGCUCCUUGCAAGAAAGGCGGGAUAUAAAGCCCACAAAUAAAUGAAUCAUAUAGGAAAACACUGGUUGAUUUGCAAAUAUACAAGCCAAGUGUAGUGGAAGCCAAGAGAGUUCUACAGCAAGCACUUACAAAAACUUUUGCCACUUUUCAAUCAAAUAGAAAUCAAAUAGAUUUCUUCUCCUCCUCCUCCUUCAUAUCCAUCCUCUGUCUCCUCCUUCUCCUGCAUCUAUUCCUCCUCCUUCUCAGUCCUGUCCUACAUCAUCAUGGCUAUGCAGUCUUUCGAUACGGCUGCCUUAAGCCAUUUCUUCAGGAUGCAGCAAGGGAUACAGGCAGCCCAUCACAUUCCUCCUCCUAUCAUACACCUGGCAGAAGCCAUUCUAUUAGCCUCUCCCCCAGAAAGCAUUGCCAGGAGCCUCCACAUUCCCUGCUGCAUCUGCCAGGGAAUAAGCACACGAUCCUAUUUGUGCUCAGACAGAAAAGCUGAAGAAAAGGCCUUCAGCUCCCACUACCAGCUGUGCUGGAGUUGUAGCCUUUUUUCUGUACAACAAAGUGUGCGAUUGCACUUUACUCGAUCCUAUGCAUAAUUUGAACAGGAAAAAGUCCUACCACUCCCAGCAUCCCCCUUGCGUAGGAUUGCACACGAAUUCAUUCAGUCUGCAAGCCUCUGUUUUGAGACCAGGUUAAAACUGCAAAGCUCAUGGACACCCCAUCCGGCCUUUACUGCCUCUUCCCCCCUUGCCUGCUCUUUCCAACAUCCAGCCUGACGGCUGCCUCUGAAGACCUCAAAACUUGCACAUUCUGUGAAAUUUUGGUUGCUCCCAAUAAAGGUAUUGGCCAGCGAUGGAUUUUUGAUUUUAUUUCCCAUCAUGGCUCUCCUUGA